This is a messenger RNA of Bacidia gigantensis, 4665 nucleotides long. RefSeq lists its product as uncharacterized. The transcript is spliced from 2 exons. The record is from RefSeq and is a predicted model, not a curated record. NCBI's taxonomy places the organism in Eukaryota, Fungi, Ascomycota, Lecanoromycetes, Lecanorales, Ramalinaceae. Bases 1 to 4665 code for a protein of 1554 amino acids. Gene Ontology annotation, molecular function: protein binding.
AUGGGAGGGCUCGUGAUCAAGCGUGCCUAUAUCUUAGCAAAACAAAAGGAAGAAUUCCACGCACUGGCAGAUCGUAUUAAAGCUAUUGUCUUCCUCGCGACCCCACAUCAAGGCGCAGAUCUUGCCCAGGUACUGAGUAGGAUCCUCAACCUAACGCCAGGAUCCCGACCGUUUCUCGCUGAUCUACACCGCAAUUCACUUGCAAUACGAUCCAUCAAUGAUGAAUUCCCUCAGUACUGCCAAGAAUUGCAGCUACGUUCUUUCUAUGAGACGUUACCCACAAGCUUCCACAUUGGGAAGAGCAUGGUCGUCGACAAAGAUUCCGCUACCUUGAACUAUCUUAAAGAACGUUCAGCUUAUUUGAAUGCGAACCACAGGGAGGUCUGCAAAUUUUCUAGUCAGGCCAAUCCGGACUAUCAGACAGUAAGAAAUGCACUGGCGUCACUAGUCGACGAGGUCAGAGGAAAAGCAAUUGGCACCAAGAAAGGACUUGAUAUUGAACAGAGACGCCUUCUCGACAGCUAUCUCGGAGUAUCGGACACUCCUGAGGACGACCUGAUGGGUAUAGAUACUAUGCGGAUGAAAGGUUCUUGCAAAUGGUUGAUGCAAAAAGACAGCUUUCAACAAUGGCGUGAUUCGAUGAAUACGCAGUUGUAUUGGAUCAGCGCAAAACCAGCAACAGGUAAGACCGUACUGACUGGCAAGAUCAUUCACCAUUUAAGGAAUUUGAACCAAGAUCUGGCCUUCUACUUCUUUGACUAUCGUGACAAAGCAAAGACGACUAUCAACUCCUUCCUCCUAUCUGUAGCAUGGCAGAUGGCGCAUAUGCAUAUAGAUGUGUUUGAGUGCCUACUUGAAAUAUUCGGCAAGGAUGACGGGCUCUGCACGGCAGACUAUCGCACCAUAUGGCGCAAAUUGUUCGUAGAAGGUAUAUUGAGGACGAAAAUAAAUCGACCCCAGUACUGGAUCAUCGAUGCUCUCGACGAAUGUAAGGCUGGAUCAGAGCUGGUUUCCAUGCUGCUGAAAACGACGGAGGUGUCUCCCAUUCGUAUUGCACUGACUUCUCGUGACCGUUUCGAGUCACACUUGCAGGUAAUACGUCCAGGACAAAAAGUUGUGUCAGAGGAUAUCCAGGAAAAUGAUACUAAAACCGAUAUCAUACUCUAUCUUGAGGCGAACAUGGACCAAUUGCCGUCAAUCGACGAAGAAGCUCGGCAAGACAUGGUGUCUAAGAUACUGACUAAAUCUGCCGGGUGUUUUCUCUGGGUCAAUUUGACGCUCCAGGAGUUGAGGCGGGUUCAUACUUCCGCUGAGAUCCGUCAGGUGCUUGAGGCCGUACCCUCCGACAUGGAUCAAUUGUACUCCCGUAUACUUGAUUCCAUGGCAUCGGCAAAUUAUGGCAAGAAACUUGCAAAAGCGAUCCUGACUUGGACCGCCUGUUCGGUGCGACCCCUGACAACUAACGAAUUGUAUCAUGCGCUUCAAAUGGACUUGCGUGAUAGUAUUGACAGUAUUGAAAGGUCAAUUGAAUCAAGUUGUGGUCAAUUGGUAUACGUAGAUUCACACUCGCGCGUGCAAAUGGUUCAUCAAACAGCCCGCGACCACUUAUUAAAGGAUGGCGAUACGACUGAGUUCUCGAUUAAUGGUAACUUGGGACACAAGAGACUAUUGAUGACUUGCCUUCGCUAUUUGAAUGGUAACGAGAUGAGGGGCCCUAAACACCGAAGACUUAGCGCUAGUCAUGGUGUAAGGGACAGAUGUUCAUUUGUGAAUUACGCAUGUAAAUCAUUCUUCGAGCACCUGACACGUAUAUCGCCAACGGAUGAUGAGAUUCUAUCGGCUGUCGCUAGAUUUUUGAACUCUUCAAACGUACUCUCUUGGAUUGAGUACUUAGCACAGCACACGAGCCUCAAUCAACUAAUCUUAGCUGGCGAAGCACUGAAGAAAUACUUGCAAAGAAGAUCAAAACAGCUUCCCCUUCUCGGGAAAGAUGUGACUCUUUUGGAUUCGUGGGCCACCGAUCUCGUAAGAAUUGUUACGAAAUUUGGAGAUAAUCUAUUGGCUUACCCACCUGCCAUCUACCGGCUGAUACCACCAUUCUGUCCGCCUCAGACAGCUCCGAGGAAACAAUUUGCAUCCUCUAUGCAUAGUAUUUCUGUCCUUGGGCUCUCUGCUGCAAAUUGGGAUGAUUGCUUGUCCACUAUCGUCAAAACGGACGAGCGAAUGACCGCUCUUGCAUGUUGUGACAAGUACUUUGCAAUUGGCAUGUCGAAUGGAAAUAUUGCGCUUCAUAACCCGAAAACCUGUCAAGAGGUACACAUACUAUCACACUUGGAGUCUGUCCGUGUAUUAGACUUCGGUAAAGGUAUCAACGUUUUCGCCUCUGGUGGUCUCAAAAUGGUCCGCAUCUGGGACAUCAGUAGUUGGCAGCAAGUAAGGGAGUUUAAUAUUGCCUCAAUGUGCAUGUCAAUUGGAUUUCUGGAAGAACAGCAACUUUUACUUGGAGCUCUUAAGAACAAUCAUCUAAUGGUAUGGGAUCUUAUGAAUGGCUCCUUAAGAGAGUCCGCUGACUGGACACUCGAACUCGAUGGCCCAAAUGCUCAUUCUUACCGACGCCCGAUCGCUGCAGCAUUUUGUGAAGAUUGCACACUCUUGGCUGUUUUAUACAGAGGUCAAGAUGUACUCCUCUGGGAUUUGGAAAGAGACGCGCUUCACGACACUUACAACAAAGAAAGCGGCUCCAGUCUUGGUCAAGAAACGAAGCCUACGACAGCUGGAGCCACGCGUCUUCUCUUCUGUGCGGCGCCAAACUCACACCUACUCGCCGUAUCUUACUCGGAUGGCGAUCUUGUAUUGUUCGACACUUCGGAGGGCACGGUUAUGGCAACUACCUGUGCCAACGCACAAACCCUUGCUUGUUCACCUGAUGGCCGAACGCUUGCGAGUGCGAAUGCUGCUGGAGUCAUACAACUAUUCGAUCUCGAGGCCUUGAAACUUCUUUACUGCAUCAGUUCAGAAGAAUACACCAUUCAAGAGCUAGCCUUCAGUGGAGAUAGCCAUCAUUUACUUGAUAUCAGAGGGUCGCAAUGUCGUGUUUGGGACCCCACAGUCUUAGUCAGACAGCACGCCGACCAUGAAAGCAGCGAUACCAUAUCUAUCUCAACCUUCGCCCAAGAUUUCAGCGCCUUCCAUUCGGAUGAUGUAACAUUGAUCACAUCUUUAGCAAUCUACAAUUCCACGGGCACGUUCCUUUGUGGGAAAGAGGACGGGACAGUGUACCUAUAUGAAACCAAAUCUGGCCAGCAAAGCUCUAACCUUUUCAGUCAUGCUGCAGGUGUCGCCAUAUUGUACUUGUACCUAGAGGAGGACAGCAAAAUCGUGACCAGUAUUGACACUUCGAGUCGGGUCAUGGCCCAUAUGUUGAAUCAUUCACAGUCAGGAUGGGGCAAAAGUGCGACUCUAUUUGAUCAGCGAGCAGGAGAUGUGGUGGAUCAAGCCCUUAGUGAUCAUUCGUCGACAAGACUCCUGGUGUGUACAAAGAAAAGAGAUACGCUUUGGUCGAUCCAAGAAGGCGAAAGCAUCAAUAUAAAGGAACUUUUGUGGGAAGAUCGCUAUUCUUACAGGUGGGCUACGCAUCCAGCUCGCCCAGACCAGCUGAUACUCGUCACAAACAAUGUCGCGCAUCUGUACGAUUGGCAGACAUUGAACAAACUCACGAGCGACGACGGUAUCCUGCUUGAAGGGAGCAUACUACCAGAGCUUCAGAUUAAGUCUAUCCUACACUGCCUCGGUGCAACUGUGACAUCUACCACAUUCAGCGAACCAUCCAAAUCCAUUUCAGAAUCCAGACUGCUGCUCUGGAGCACGUCUGACUUCGACGUCAACUCCGCAAGUGCUGCCCCCAUGCCAAAAUACCGUUCUCUGUCAAGCCAGGUCAAGAAUCUGAUCGGAGAGUACGGCGGAAGACUCGUAUUCCUGCACGCCAGCAACUGGGUCUGCUCAGCGAAUUUACAAAGCUCUCGCAUCGAUGACUAUGAUCGCCAUUUCUUCCUCCCAGCUGACUGGAUAAGCACGAACGAGGACAUCUUGUGCAGCAUUGGUUCAAACGGAGACAUCUUGUUUGUGAAGAGAGACCAAGUUGCUGUUAUCAAGCGAGGCUUGGAUCAGGUGGAGCAGGCUUCCAGGGGUUCUGGGACUCGAUCUUCGUUGCUGAGGGGAGCGAGACCUACCCUGACCGUACCGGAGGCCUUCUCACGUAACGAGCGAAAUGCUCAGAUAUUUCUGUUGGAAGAGCUUCAUUCCUUAAUGAGUGAUGUUGCUGUUACCUUUAUUGCUCGCGAGGCCUUGAAAGGAAGCGUACACUUGCAACACACCAGUGAUUGCAGACACCAAGCCAAAUGCAGCCGUGAAGACUAUACCCCAGAUCGCGAUCUUAAUUCCUCGUGCAUUAGUACGUCGAUGUUCAGCGGACUCCAGCCUCUCCUGGAUUUUGGCCAAACGUUCGCCGAAGAAAGGAUACAGCCGAAGGUCAAAUUUCUCUUCGUGACCCAUUCCUGCUUCGAUAUCCACUUCCUGGCGCUUUUCGAGAUGGUAGACGUGUUUGGCAGUCUCGAUAUCUUCAAUAGGCCAAAGCAGAUUGAGCGUCCUACGAAUCUCUGGCAAUAG